This is a messenger RNA of Aspergillus pseudotamarii, 1765 nucleotides long. Its product is annotated as putative disulfide isomerase. Gene Ontology annotation, molecular function: protein disulfide isomerase activity; protein-disulfide reductase activity. The coding region runs from base 184 to 1608 and encodes 474 amino acids. Gene Ontology annotation, biological process: response to endoplasmic reticulum stress. Lineage: Eukaryota; Fungi; Ascomycota; Eurotiomycetes; Eurotiales; Aspergillaceae. The transcript is spliced from 3 exons. Gene Ontology annotation, cellular component: endoplasmic reticulum lumen. The record is from RefSeq and is a predicted model, not a curated record.
AUUGCUUCAUUGCUUCUUCUUUCAACGUCUGACUAACCAUAAAUACUGUUUCCUCUCUUACUGGGGUGUUUUUCACCUAUUGCUUACUAUAAACACCAGUCAUAGUAUAUCCUUCAAUCAAACAAAAACAAAAAAAAAAAAAAAAGUUAAUCCCAAAGGAAGGCUCUCGCUUUUAAAUUCAAGAUGUGGCAGCCAAGCUCUGCACUACUUCUUGUCGCGUCACUUCUUACAGCCCUCCCAGUCAACGCUGAUGGGUUGUACACUAAAAAGUCGCCUGUGCUGCAGGUGGAUCAAAAGUCUUAUGAUCGGCUGAUUGCCAAGUCCAAUCAUGCAUCGAUCGUAGAAUUCUACGCUCCCUGGUGUGGCCACUGCCAGAACCUGAAGCCUGCCUACGAGAAAGCAGCCAAGAACUUGAACGGUUUGGCCAACGUUGCCGCCGUCAACUGUGAUGAUGACGAAAAUAAACCCCUGUGUGGCCGGUUGGGUAUACAGGGCUUCCCGACCCUCAAGAUCGUGACACCUUCCAAGAAACCUGGCGCACCAAGGGUGGAAGAUUACCAGGGCCAGAGGACCGCCAAAGCUAUAGUGGAUGCGGUAGUGGACCGCAUCCCAAACCAUGUGAAGAGGGUUACGGACAAGGAUCUGGACAAGUGGCUCUCUGAAAACGAAGAAUCCCCGAAGGCUAUUCUUUUCACCGAGAAAGGCACCACGAGCGCUCUCAUCCGAGCCCUUGCGAUUGACUUCCUUGGAUCAAUCAAGGUUGCCCAAAUUCGUAGCAAGGAGUCCGAUGCUGUAGAGAGAUUUGGUAUUGAGGAAUUCCCCAAACUCGUCCUCCUCCCCGGAGGCGAGCAGGAACAUAUUGCGUAUGAUGGCGAGCUCAAAAAGAAGCCAAUGGUGGAGUUCCUCAGCCAAGUCGCGGCCCCCAACGCUGCUCCCUCUGCCACAAGUUCCAAGUCCAAGUCCUCAAAGCCAUCUAAGUCAUCGUCCGCACGUUCUAAAUCUACAACGGUUCUAGAUGAUGAAGCAGAGAACUUGAAGCCAACUGAGUCUCCUGACCCCAAAGUUGUCCCCGACAAUGCGCAGGAAUCGAAGCCCGCACAAGUUCCCAUCCAGGCACCCCCUAUUGCUUCCCUUCCUACUGUGGAAGCGCUGGAGUCUGCCUGUCUAACACCCAAAUCCGGCACUUGUAUUUUGGCUCUUCUUCCAGAAUCCACCGAAGCUGACGCCGACAUUCCCAGCUCCGCGAAGGAGGCCGUUGUCAGUUUAUCUGAGAUUGUACAUAAGCAUGCGGUGCGCCAGGCCCACCUCUUCCCGUUCUACAGUGUCCCAGCUAUUAACAGCGGGGCCGCAACUCUGCGGGCUGGGCUCGGUCUUUCUGAGGAUAGCAAGUCAGUGGAGAUCAUCGCGUUGAACGGACGCAGAGGCUGGUGGCGGAGGUACGACCCAUCGGAAAAAGCGGACUACAGUCUGGCCCGUCUUGAGUCCUGGGUUGACGCUAUUCGUUUGGGCGAAGGUUCUAAGAGCAAGCUCCCAGAAGGGGUCGUCGUCACCGAGGCCGAGGCUGAGGUCGAGACUGAGAAACAAACCGCUGAUCAUGACGAGUUGUAAGUCGAAACUGUUAGCACCUGGAUCUGGGCUGUAGCUAUAGUUGGUGGACGUCUACACCCCUUCUUUAGCGGAGGUCCAACUAUUUCAAGUAGCUUGGAGCGGAGGCGUUACGGUUAGUCAAUGAAUAGGAUGUAGUUUUACAACGGAGGUAGUUAAA